This is a messenger RNA of Aspergillus udagawae, 750 nucleotides long. RefSeq names its product putative PKS/NRPS-like protein biosynthetic cluster. The coding region runs from base 1 to 750 and encodes 249 amino acids. Lineage: Eukaryota; Fungi; Ascomycota; Eurotiomycetes; Eurotiales; Aspergillaceae. The record is from RefSeq and is a predicted model, not a curated record. Gene Ontology annotation, molecular function: oxidoreductase activity. The transcript has a single exon.
AUGUCUCCACUCUCCGGUAAAGUUGCCCUCGUCACUGGUGCAUCUCGAGGCAUCGGACGCGCAACGGCUCUCGCCCUCGCCAAGGAUGGCGCCAACGUCGUCGUGAACUAUGUCUCCUCCGCUGCAGCCGCAGAUGAAGUCGUAUCCGAGAUCGGGUCUGACCAAGCAAUCGCCGUCCAAGCGGAUGUAUCCAAGCGCGAAGACAUCACGCGCUUGAUCAAGACGACAGUCGACCGAUUCGGCAAAAUCGAUAUCCUCGUCCUCAAUGCAGGCCUGCUCUGGCAAAAGGGGGAUCUGCUCAGUAUCACCGAGGAAGACUUCGACAAACUGUUCGCUGCGAAUGUGCGCAGUCCCUUGUUCACCGUGCAGGAGGCUGUUCCGCAUCUCGCGGAUGGUGGGCGGGUGAUGCUCUUCUCGACGUCGUUGGCGGCGUUCAGCGGUGUUACCCCAAAUUAUCUUCUUUAUACAGCGAGUAAGGGGGCGAUCGAGCAGAUCACGCGUGUCCUGGCAAAGGAUCUGGGGAGAAGGGGGAUCACCGUGAACACCAUUGCGCCCGGGCCUAUUGGGACCGACGCAUAUUUUGUGGGGAAGACGGAGCAGAUGGUGCAGCUUCAGAGUAACCUGGCCCCUAUGGGACGACUGGGGAAGCCAGAGGAAGUUGCGAAUGUUGUCUGUUUCAUUGCCAGCGAUCAGAGCCAGUGGGUGAAUGGACAGACGAUCAGGAUCAAUGGUGGGAUGACGGUGGGCUGA